Molecule: messenger RNA, 1943 nt
Organism: Cololabis saira (Pacific saury)
Lineage: Eukaryota; Metazoa; Chordata; Actinopteri; Beloniformes; Belonidae
Gene: c19h8orf33
Product: chromosome 19 C8orf33 homolog
Exons: 5
Coding region: 199-1128 (309 amino acids)
Source: RefSeq, a predicted model, not a curated record
UCUGACGGACCCAAUCUUAAGCAACACCCUUUGAGUUGAACCGUCGUGUUUUGUAUUUUUGGUAAACUAAAGUAAAACGUUUCCAAAAACAUGUAUCGCUGAGCAUGUUUGAGUUGAAGAGGUGUCGAGUGAAAUAAUUACCGGAGCAGGUAGCGUUAGGGUUAUUUCAACUCAAAACCUGUGAAACUGGACAAAAGCAUGACCGAGCGAGGGCCGCUGGUUAUAGAUAUUGAAGCAAAAUCUAAGAACUCCACAUCUGUCAAAGAAAGAGCAGAGAAGCCUCUCUGGACUCGCAGUGACAACUCCUUCAGAUUUAAUUUCCACACUGACAGCGUUCCUCUUUCCCAGGAGGAAACAUUUCCAUCAGAUAGGAUAAGGGAAACAACAAGCCGGAUAUCCUUCACAGGCCAGAGCUCUGCUUUUGCUUUCAAUUUUCACAUCCCUCCUGGCACUCAAGUAGAGGACAUGGAUACAACAAAGAUCACAGACUGUUCUUCCAAGUUUGUCCAAGAGAAAAAGCCUUCCCUUGUGCAAGAGGCUGCCACUCCAACUGACUUGUCAGUGCAAUCCAAAGCAAAGAAGAAAUCGAAGAAGAAACCUGGGACACAGAAGCCUUCUGGUGUUCAAUCACAGCAGAAGUCACCUGAGGAGAAACAGGGAGGUGAAGAGCUGAGUGCAGAAGAGCAGCUGAAUAGGCAGCUUGACUGGUGUAUGGAGCAGCUGGAAAUCGGCAUAAAGAGCCAGAAGGGGACACCAAAACAGAAGGAGGAAGCCUCACACGCCCUGAAGACUCUGCGCAGUUCCAAAGCUCCUCUGGUCAAGAAACGGCAGGUGAUGAGAGCCAUGACGGGAGACUACAGGAAAAAAAUGGACGAAGAGCAGAAAAAACAGUUCAGACUCAUUCAGGGGGAGGUUGCAUCAGCUCAUGUCAAAGUUAAGGCAGAUUCCACGAAAAAGUCAGUUUUCCACCGAAGAACGGACAUCAAAACCAAAGUACUACCGACAGAGGAGAACCCGCAGCCCACCGAAGUUCAGGAUGAUGCAAAGCCAAUGCUACAGACUCAGGAGGAGACGUCAGCAUUCGUCUUUGUUCCAUCGAAGGAGGAGUUUAGCUUCAACUUUUUCUGAUUUCAUACGCACACUCACAUGCACACACACGCAUAGAAAAAAAAAACAGAAGUUACAGUUUUGUAUGCAAAGAGGUAUCUGGAUCGCAAUUUUAAUAAUCAUUGUUCUCUGUGUAUCAUAUUUCUGUAUUAAAAGUUUUUUUUAUUUAUUUAUUCUUACUUUUCUUUAUUUCAUGUCAGACACCUGUGUUCUCAGAGGAUACAGCAUCAAUAAGCCUCAUUCAUUAACAGCUGAUAAUGUAUGACCACAAGGGGAAAUUAUUACUUUGGGAAAUCUUUGUCAAGUGCUACAAUAUGGAAAUACAUUCCCUCACAUUUAACACUUCAGAACAAGCCUGUUUUCCAGAUUUGUUCUGUGAUGAUAUUGGGUUGUUUUAGUGUCACUGGCAAAGGUGACACUGAAAAUAUAUAUUUUCUGAAGUAGAAAAAUAGACUGACAUUUUAGAGCAACACUUUUUGCCUUCAAGACAACAACAUCACAGAGGAUGUCCAUAUGUUUUUCAACAAGAUGAUGCAAAACUGAAUUAUGAACUCUACUUUAGCAUGACGGAGGAGAAAUGGAUUAUAGUGAAGGUAUUCCAUUGGCCUGUUUGCAGCACCGAUCUAUCUCUAACAGAAAAUGUGUGGACAAUUUUGAAAUAAUGAAAUGCAAACAAAGUUGAUGCUUUAUUGUUUGAAUUGUUUGUCUUAAGACACCAGAAAUGGGACAAAAUACCAACUGAAAUGCUUUUAGUGUCCAGUGUUUUGUGAGAUGGAAUGGCAGUGUUAUGAAAGUGUAAAUGCUUUACUGUCGCAACAUUUUUAUUUUAUUGCAUC